Messenger RNA from Polyodon spathula (Mississippi paddlefish), 3368 nucleotides. RefSeq names its product cAMP-specific 3',5'-cyclic phosphodiesterase 4B-like. NCBI's taxonomy places the organism in Eukaryota, Metazoa, Chordata, Actinopteri, Acipenseriformes, Polyodontidae. The record is from RefSeq and is a predicted model, not a curated record. Bases 654 to 2876 code for a protein of 740 amino acids. The transcript has 17 exons. Gene Ontology annotation, molecular function: 3',5'-cyclic-AMP phosphodiesterase activity; transmembrane transporter binding. Gene Ontology annotation, cellular component: cytosol; perinuclear region of cytoplasm; nucleus. Gene Ontology annotation, biological process: signal transduction.
AACCUGCUCCAUACAGAAAUAAAACCACUGGAAUGAUUUUUUGAAGCUUGCGGGAUUCGUCCUGCGGGUUUGUCCAUUGCUAGUGAAAUACUGGGAUAAAUAGAUAUUUCCUCUGAAUGGGCAUGCGGUCAAUUGAAAAAUUAUUUUUAACAACAAAACCUACUGAGGUCAAUCAAUAUACGAUAUACUGUGUAGACGGAGAACAAGCAAGAAAAAAAAUCACGAAUUGUCUGUAAACCCUGUGCAUGUGGUUUAGGCUGACCAUUGCGAUCUUUCAAACUGUAAACUCCAGAAUGAUUAACAGAAGAAAAAUAAAAUAAAAAGGUCCUUAUAAUUUCCCACCCAGGAUCUGAAAGUGGGAUCUGUAAGCAGUGAACAGUGUCUCUGUUUAGGUUAGGGGCGCCCAGGAGCGGUGACAACGAUUCAGUCUCAACACCACACACCCGAGAGUACAAAAGCGACAUCCACUCAAUACUUUACUCGAGUGGGGAACAAAAGGAGACUGCUGUUUCCAGGUGGAGUCUUAACAGCUGUUUUUUUUUUGUAUCGGCCCUUCAGAUCAGUGGAGUGAUUUCGAGGAAGUGCAUGCUUGUGAAGAGUUGCUGGGACUAAUCGAAUUGGGAUCUGCCCCGAACUUCGGCCCGUUUCCCACCAUGAAGAAAAGUAGGAGCGUUCUGACAGUGUCCCCAGACGACGAGAAUAAAGACCCUCCCGACUGUGGCUUGAGCAAAUCCUUCACCUCUUCAGCUAACACUCUGGGUGUGGAUCUCAGGAGAGGCAGGAGACGGUACUCUGGCAACCUGCAGCUGCCACCCCUGUCCUGGAGACAGGCAGAGAGAGCGAAGACCCCAGAAGAAGAGUUCCUCCCAAGACCUACCACCCUCCCCUUCAUCAUCCCCCCUCGGAUCGACAUCACUCCUGUGGAUCCUGAGUGCUUUGAUGUUGAGAAUGGUCAUGGCCCUUCGCCCAGUCGCAGUCCCCUGGACCCCCAGGCCAGCCCAGGCUCAGGGCUCGUCCUGCACACCAACUUCCCCGGGCACAGCCAACGCAGGGAGUCCUUCCUGUACCGCUCAGACAGCGACUAUGACUUAUCCCCCAAGUCCAUGUCGAGGAAUUCCUCAAUUCCAAGUGAACUACAUGGAGAUGACCUGAUAGUAACACCUUUUGCUCAAGUACUUGCAAGUCUAAGAAGUGUAAGAAACAACUUCACAGCUCUGACAAACGUUCAUGGCGCGCCAAACAAGAGAUCUCCGGUAACAAGCCAGCCGCCUAUCACCAGAGUCAGCCUGCCAGAAGAAUCUUAUCAAAAACUAGCUAUGGAAACCAUAGAGGAAUUGGACUGGUGUUUAGACCAGCUUGAAGCAAUACAGACUUAUCGGUCCGUCAGCGAGAUGGCAUCCAAUAAGUUCAAGAGAAUGCUGAACCGGGAGCUGACACACAUGUCGGAGACGAGUCGCUCUGGAAACCAGGUGUCUGAAUUCAUUUCAAACACCUUCUUAGACAAACAGAAUGAUAUGGAGAUCCCUUCCCCGACAUCAAAGGUCAGAGACAAGAAGAAAAAGGAGCAGCAACUCAUGACACAAAUCAGUGGGGUGAAGAAACUAACUCACGGCUCCAGCCUGACCAACUGCAGCAUCUCAAGAUUCGGAGUCAAAACCGACAAGGAGGACCUGCUGUCCAAGGAGCUGGAAGACCUGAAUAAGUGGGGCCUUAACAUCUUCAAAGUGUCUGAAUAUUCACACAGCAGACCUCUCACAUGUAUAAUGUAUGCCAUUUUCCAGGAGAGAGACUUGCUGAAGACCUUCAAGAUCCCUACAGACACAUUUGUGUCCUACAUGAUGACGUUAGAAGACCACUACCAUUCAGAUGCGGCUUACCAUAACAGCCUACACGCUGCCGAUGUCGCCCAGUCGACGCACAUCCUGCUGUCAACACCAGCGUUAGAUGCGGUGUUCACAGAUCUCGAGAUCCUGGCUGCCAUCUUUGCUGCUGCGAUUCAUGACGUUGAUCACCCCGGCGUCUCCAAUCAGUUCCUAAUUAAUACCAACUCAGAGCUGGCACUGAUGUACAAUGACGAAUCGGUGUUAGAAAACCACCAUCUCGCAGUGGGCUUCAAGCUGCUGCAGGAAGAGCACUGCGACAUCUUCCAGAACCUCAGCAAGAAGCAGAGGCAGAGUCUGAGAAAAAUGGUCAUUGAUAUGGUUUUGGCGACCGACAUGUCCAAACACAUGAGCUUGCUGGCGGAUUUGAAAACCAUGGUGGAAACCAAAAAAGUGACAAGUUCAGGAGUUCUCCUCCUAGACAAUUACACAGACAGAAUACAGGUUCUUCGCAACAUGGUGCAUUGUGCAGACUUGAGCAAUCCCACCAAGUCUCUGGAGCUGUACAGGCAGUGGACUGACAGAAUCAUGGAUGAAUUCUUCCACCAGGGAGACAGAGAGAGGGAGAGGGGCAUGGAAAUCAGCCCCAUGUGUGAUAAACACACAGCCUCCGUCGAAAAGUCACAGGUCGGAUUCAUUGACUACAUUGUCCAUCCUCUGUGGGAGACGUGGGCUGAUCUAGUCCACCCGGAUGCACAAGACAUCCUGGACACGUUAGAGGACAAUAGGAACUGGUAUCAGAGCAUGAUCCCUCAGAGCCCGUCCCCUCCUUUUUACGAGCAGGGCCAAGACCAUCACAGCACCACGGAGAAGUUCCAGUUUGAACUCACGCUGGAGGAGGAGGGUGAUUCGGACGGGACCGAGCGAGACAACAGUCAGGGGGAGGACAGCACGAGCGAAGCAAUCUCCCCCUUCGAGAACGAGGACAUGGAGGAUCAGACAGAAGCGACGCACAUCCAGAUCAUCACACAGGACGCAUCGCCCGUGGACACAUAAUGACAGCUGGCGGCCCAUUUAAGGGUCUGUUGUUGUUUUCACAGGUUGUUUAAAAGGAGUAAUCCUGCAAUCCAGGUUGUAAUGCCUGGGGCUAACUUUGGCAAAAGGAGAUUUCCUCGUACAUGCAUUUGGAGUCAGAGUUAAGCAGGGAAGGGAAGAGAUGAAGGAGCUCUCAGGAAUUUUCUUCAUAAAAAUGGACCUGAUUAUCAAGCAAUGUUUGUUUUUCUUUUGUUUUGUUUUUUUAAACAAUUUUGGUAAUCAAGGACAGGGGGCCAAGUAGAAAUGUUUACUGGACCAGCAUGGAAUUGAUGACACUACUGAGAGAUUUUGUACUAAAAGGACAUAUGUUUUUGUAAUAGAAUGUCAACAGGUGGGAGUAUGAGCUACGGACAUACAGGUAUUUGUAAAGAAAGUAGUUUACUUUUCUGUAACAUCUGUCCAAGGACUUGUGUGCCUUUUUUUUUUUUUUUUUUUUUUUUUUUUUUUUUACAA